AUGACGACGCCUGUGCCACUGGUCAACAACACUCAGCUCUCAGUGAAUGUGACCACAAAAUCUCAGGAACAAAGUCUCUAUCAAAGUUCUGGAGCAAUAGUUGCUGCCAUCGUGGUAGGAGUGAUUGUUAUUUUCACAGUGGUUCUGCUCAUCUUGAAGACAUACAACAGGCGCAUGCGAGUGAAGAGGGAACUGGAACCCAAAACCUCCAAACCAGCAAUGCCACCUCCAUUGGGGCAGAACAGCAACAGCCUGGCCCAGCACCCCACAGUGACUUUCAUCCCUGUGGAUAUCCACAUGCAGAACAG
Messenger RNA from Acanthisitta chloris (rifleman), 308 nucleotides. RefSeq names its product noncompact myelin associated protein (gene NCMAP). The record is from RefSeq and is a predicted model, not a curated record. The transcript has 3 exons. Gene Ontology annotation, molecular function: structural constituent of myelin sheath. The annotation marks the transcript as partial. Lineage: Eukaryota; Metazoa; Chordata; Aves; Passeriformes; Acanthisittidae. Gene Ontology annotation, biological process: peripheral nervous system myelin formation; regulation of myelination. Gene Ontology annotation, cellular component: paranode region of axon; plasma membrane; Schmidt-Lanterman incisure.